Molecule: messenger RNA, 2404 nt
Organism: Plutella xylostella (diamondback moth)
Lineage: Eukaryota; Metazoa; Arthropoda; Insecta; Lepidoptera; Plutellidae
Gene: Gycbeta100B
Product: guanylate cyclase soluble subunit beta-1-like
Biological process (GO): cGMP biosynthetic process; response to oxygen levels
Cellular component (GO): guanylate cyclase complex, soluble
Molecular function (GO): heme binding; guanylate cyclase activity
Source: RefSeq, a predicted model, not a curated record
GCCUUUUGCGUCAGUGUGCGCCAAUAACUUGGCCCGAGUGGUGCUACGGAGGGUGAAUUUGUGUGGAAUUGUGAUAAAUCCGAACAAAUACGUGUAGUGGAGACAUGUGUGUGGAGUUUGGGAACGACAAAACGACCUAAUUUCCUGAGAAAGAGGUCCAAAGUUAUUGAGCUCCAAUCAUGUACGGCUUCGUAAACUACGCCUUGGAACUGUUGGUUCUUAAAACUUACGGUGAAGAAACAUGGGAGAAAAUCAAGAAAAAAGCAGAUGUUGCUAUGGAGGGUUCGUUCCUGGUCCGACAGAUAUACGAAGAUGAAAUAACUUACAACCUCAUCACAGCUGCCGUCGAGAUACUGCAAAUACCGGCAGAUGCUAUUUUGGAGUUGUUUGGAAAGACUUUCUUUGAAUUUUGUCAAGAUUCUGGAUACGACAAGAUCUUGCAAGUACUUGGGGCUACGCCACGGGACUUUUUACAGAACCUCGAUGGUCUUCACGACCACCUCGGGACGCUAUACCCCGGGAUGCGAUCCCCGUCCUUCAGGUGUACCGAACGGCCUGAAGAUGGCGCUUUAGUCCUGCACUACUACUCGGACAGACCCGGCCUUGAGCAUAUCGUGAUUGGCAUUGUUAAGACGGUGGCCAGCAAGCUCCACAACACCGAGGUGAAGGUGGAAAUCCUGAAGACCAAGGAGGAGUGCGACCACGUCCAGUUCCUCAUCACAGAAACCUCCACUUCAGGAAGAGUUUCCGCACCGGAGAUCGCCGAGAUCGAGACUUUGUCGCUAGAGCCAAAAGUCAGCCCUUCUACCUUCUGCCGCGUGUUCCCCUUCCACCUGAUGUUCAACCGGCAGCUGGUCAUCAUCCAGGCGGGCCGCGCGGUGUCCCGGCUGCUGCCGCGCGUCGCCCGGCCCAAGUGCCGCAUCACCGACGUGCUGGACACCGUGCGUCCCCACCUGGAGAUGACGUUCGCGAACGUGCUGGCGCACAUCAACACGGUGUACGUGCUGAAGACGCGGCCCGAGGAGAUGAGCGUCGCCGACCCCAGCGAGGACAUCGCGCCGCUGCGGCUGAAGGGCCAAAUGUUGUACAUUCCGGAGACAGACGUUGUGGUGUUCCAGUGCUACCCCAGCGUCACUAAUCUGGAUGACUUGACUCGCCGAGGCCUCUGCAUCUCGGACAUCCCGCUGCACGACGCCACCCGCGACCUGGUGCUCAUGUCGGAGCAGUUCGAGGCGGACUACAAGCUCACGCAGAACCUCGAGGUGCUGACUGACAAGCUGCAGCAGACCUUCCGCGAGCUGGACUCGGAGAAGCAGAAGACUGAUAGGCUCCUCUACUCAGUGUUGCCAGAAAGCGUGGCUACAGAGCUUCGUCACCAGCGCCCUGUCCCGGCCCGUCGGUAUGACCCGGUUACCUUACUCUUCAGUGGAAUUGUGGGCUUUGCCAACUAUUGUGCCAGGAACAAUGACCACAAGGGAGCUAUGAAGAUUGUGAGGAUGCUCAACGACAUCUACACGGCUUUUGACGUGUUGACUGAUCAGAAACGGAACCCGAAUGUUUAUAAGGUGGAGACAGUUGGAGACAAAUACAUGGCGGUGUCAGGCUUGCCGGAGUACAAAGUGGGUCACGCCAAGCAUAUCUCACUGUUGGCCCUGGAGAUGAUGGAUCUGUCCAAAACUGUCACUGUUGAUGGCGAACCCGUGGGUAUAACCAUCGGCAUACACUCAGGCGAGGUGGUGACGGGCGUGAUCGGGCACCGCAUGCCGCGGUACUGUCUGUUCGGGAACACCGUCAACCUGACCAGCCGCUGCGAGACCACUGGCGUGCCUGGCACUAUCAACGUCAGCGAGGAUACUUACAACUGUCUCAUGACUGAAGACAACUUCGACCCUCAGUUCGAGCUGACGUACCGCGGCCACGUCUCCAUGAAGGGAAAAGCGGAGCCGAUGCAGACCUGGUUCCUCACCAGGAAGAAGAUUUAAACCACUUCUCAUAAACAUCACGACCCAUCACGUCCCCACUGCUGGGGCACGGGUCUCCUUUCAAUGAAGGAAAGGUUUUAGGCCCAGUCCACCACGCUUGCUGGUAGUGUGGGUUGGUGGACUCUUCUUAUACCCUGCAGCUCAAGUGUGAGUUUUUCAAUACCGAACGAGCAGUGACACCUAACGCAAAAUUGUAGAGGAGCUAGUACAUAUACUUACCGCUAGGUGGCAUUUCGCCCGCGCCAUAAAAAAUUACGUUUACUCGCCGCUUCUAGAACGAUGGAAAAACUCGCACUCAGGGCCCUGAUUACACCUACCGAGUAGAGUGGCGAGUCAUUUCAGGCACAUAGGACCAUCUUCAUCAGCCUAUAGGAGUCCACUGCUGGACGUUGGCCUCUCUGAAAACACAGUACUGGAUAAUA